Ceraceosorus bombacis is the source of this 2728-nucleotide messenger RNA. The record is from the annotation of a GenBank genome assembly. NCBI's taxonomy places the organism in Eukaryota, Fungi, Basidiomycota, Exobasidiomycetes, Ceraceosorales, Ceraceosoraceae.
AUGGUGAUGCGCGUCGGUGAGUGUCUAGGGAGGAAGCACAAAUGACGGUGAAAGCAGAGGGGUGCAUCGAGAUGUACGAUUGGCGUGCCUCCUGCCAUUCGACCUUCUUCGCAGCCAAACAGGCGAAUGCGGCGCGGGCGCGGGCGCGGGCGCCGGCGCCGCCUUCAAAUUUGGACUUUGGACUCAAAGUCAAGACUCCACCUCAUCGACGUUUGGCGUGAAGGCCUUGCAAGGCCUGACACGUGACCCAGUGGUUCGUCGCCUGGGCUGCAGCACAACAACACAUACAAUAUGCCUUGCCACCUGCUCCUCUCAUGAUUCAUUUGAUUCUCAACUCUUGACUUCAAGGGUCGACGUCCUCACAUCUCUCUGUACCUCCUCAUCAGCAUUGUCCACUUGCACGCGCUGGUAAGCAUCACGCUCCGACUCAGACUAUCGCUCGUGACACAAUCCACCCUCUCAUCUGCGCGCCAGCCGGGCAUAUCCAGCUUUCAGAGGUCUGUUCGCCGGCUCCAAGCAGUUGUCCACGACUCAAACGCAGGCCCUUUGCACGUACCAGCUGUCUGAAAGUCGCGCCAUCACGAUGUCUGGCAAGCUGUCUCGCGAGGAGUUCAGGAGGCAAAAGGAUCUCGAGGCUGCGCGUAAAGCAGGAACGGCAGCCCCCGAAAUCGACGAGGAUGGUCGAGUCGUCAAUCCUCAUGUUCCCUCGUACAUGGUGAGCUGCAUGCAAAGAUCUUGAAGUCGAGUCUGAAGCGGUACUGACUCUUCCCCCCGCUCUCGCAAUCAGGCCAAAGCGCCAUGGUAUUUGGAUGCAUCUGGAGGUCGCGGUGGUUUGAAACACCACAAAAAGCCUCAGUCGGAAAAAGAGUAUGCCAAGAUUGGAGAUUGGUAUGAGCGAGGCGCAAAGGCAGGACCGGCAGCUACAAAAUUUCGCAAAGGAGCUUGCGAGAAUUGUGGCGCCAUGUCUCACAAGACCAGGGACUGCUUGGAAAGACCACGCAAGAAGGGGGCAAAGUGGACAGGCAAGAACAUCGCUCAGGAUGAAGUCCUGAACGAUUUGAAGGAGCAGGAUUACGAUGCAAAGAGGGAUCGGUGGAAUGGCUAUGACCCGUCCGAGCACAAUAUGGCUAUGCAGGAGUACGAAGCUGUCGAAGCGGAGAGGCGAAGACUUCGAGAAGAGCAGAUCGACCAACAGAAGAGCUCGGAUUUGAGCGCAGCUAGAAAGCUGGCCAAGCAGGAGAAGAAGUCGGGACCCAAAGCGGAUGGAGAUUUCAGCUCGGAAGAUGAGGAUCAAGACGACGAGGACAAGUACGCGGAGAAGGCGGACAUGCCUGGUCAAAAGGUCAACACCGAUACGAGACAAUCUAUGCGCAAUUUGAGAAUUCGAGAGGACAGAGCAAAAUAUCUUUACAAUCUCGACGUCGACUCUGCCUACUACGAUCCAAAGACCCGUUCUAUGCGCGAAGCUCCCGAUCAGAGCAUCAGACCCGAAGAUGUGAGUUUGCUCAAGCAGGCGAACAGUGAAGCUCCGCCUUCCGAGUGCUAAUCGAAUCGAUGUCCCAUCUGACUUCUCGUGACCUUAGGCGCAAUUUGCUGGCGACAACUUUACUCGAGGUAAAGGCGACGCUGCGAAGAUGCAAGAGCUGCAAUUGUUCGCUUGGCAAUCCGAGGCUAGAGGUCACGACGUGCAUCUGCAAGCCAAUCCGACCGUCAACGAGUUGCAGCACAAGGAGUACCAACAGAAAAGAGAGAAACUCAGGGACACUAUCAAAGGUAGCAUUCUGGAGAGGUACGGCGGUGCUGAGCAUUUCGCUAGUCUACCGAAGGAGCUGCUGGGAGGUCAGACGGAGGACUACGUCGAGUACAGCUCGACUGGACAACCCGUCUUGCCUCAGAAUAGAAUCACUGCUGCACCGAGCGGAUCCGGUGAUGCCCCUCGAAAACGUGAGUUCUAAGCUGAUUAGCGGAGUCUAAAGAGUGAAGUCAACGAGCGAAACAGGCGAUUCGCAUGACUGACAGUUGUUUGCCAACUUUCGCAGUCUAUGACGGUAACCAUACGCAGCCAUGGGGUACUUACUUCGACGAAGACAGCGGCAAGUACGGAUACGACUGCUGCCACUCUACCAUCCGUAAUUCGUACUGCACAGGACAGGCUGGCAUAGAAGCAGCUCAGGCCAGCGACAAUCUGCUCAAGCCAAAAGCUGCCGGUAAUUCAGAUGCAGCAAAAGCGGACAUCACAGCCGAGCAAAAAGUAUCCGACGGCAAGCGAAGAAGAAGAUCCAGAUCGUUUUCCAGCUCGGAUAGCAGUGACUGGUCAAGCUCUGGCUCUGAGAGCGACUCGAAUAGAGGAGGCAAGAGAUCCAAAAGGCGCAGAUCGUCGAAGACCAAGUCGGACAGGCGAUCACAAUCCCCUGCGCACAAGUCGCAUACCAAGGGCUAUCAAAGCACCAAAGGUAUGGGCGAAGGAGAUGUUUCCUCUCGCCUGGACUCCGACAAGCUAAAAGCUGCGCUCAAAUCCGACAAACAAACAAGUGAGGAGACAAGCGAUGACGGCAUGCCCGAUUGGCUCAAAGAGGCUCAGGCGAUCAAUCGGAAGACGGACAGAUUUGCUUCUUUGAAGAAGGGAGCGGAUGCGAAUGGCGAUGUGACAGAGGAACAGCUGGAGGCGUACAGGAUGAAGAGCAGAAACGAUUAUGAGGACCCCAUGGCUAAUUAUCGUGGAGAUUAA